This is a messenger RNA of Ochotona princeps (American pika), 773 nucleotides long. RefSeq names its product C->U-editing enzyme APOBEC-1-like. Gene Ontology annotation, biological process: cytidine to uridine editing. The transcript is spliced from 5 exons. Gene Ontology annotation, cellular component: nucleus; cytoplasm. Gene Ontology annotation, molecular function: cytidine deaminase activity; RNA binding; zinc ion binding. The record is from RefSeq and is a predicted model, not a curated record. NCBI's taxonomy places the organism in Eukaryota, Metazoa, Chordata, Mammalia, Lagomorpha, Ochotonidae. Bases 19 to 720 code for a protein of 233 amino acids.
GGAGCCCAGACACACAGAAUGGCUUCAGAGAAAGGUCCUUCACACAUGGAUGCCACUUUGGGGAGGAGAAUCGAACCCUGGGACUUUGUGGAAUCCUUUGAGCCCAGAGCCCUCCGUAAAGAGACCUACCUGCUUUAUGAACUCCGGUGGACAAGCGGCAAGAUCUGGCGAAACGCCAACAGAAACACCACCCAGCACGCAGAGGUUAAUUUUAUAGAGAAGCACAUUUCUGAAAGACGCAUCCGCCCAUCCACCAACUGCUGCAUCACCUGGUUCUUGUCCUGGAGUCCCUGCUGGGAAUGUGCCAAGGUCAUUAAGGAAUUUCUAAGUCAACACCCAAGGGUGACACUGGUUAUUAAUGCAGCCCGGCUCUUUUAUCACACGGAUCCCCAGAACCGGCAAGGACUCCGAGAUCUGGUCGCGAGUGGUGUCACGAUCAAGAUCAUGAGCAUGGCAGAGUACCGUUACUGCUGGGAGCAAUUCGUCAACUACCCACCAGGGGAAGAAGCUUGCUGUCCAAGGUACACACCUGAACCCAUGAUGAUGUAUGCCCUGGAACUCCAGAGUACAAUUCUAAAUCUCCCAUCCUGUUUAAAGAUUUCAAAGAGUCAUCAAAAUCAGCUUGCAUUUUUCAACCUUACUCUUCAAAAUUGCCAUUAUGAAGCAUUCUACCUUUUAGCUCUAGGACUAUUAACAGCUUUUUAUCCUACUUGGAGAUGAAUAGAAUGAUUCUUUCUGUUCACACUGUUUCAAGAACAAGCUACGUACUGAAG